Messenger RNA from Hyalella azteca, 1116 nucleotides. RefSeq lists its product as uncharacterized. The record is from RefSeq and is a predicted model, not a curated record. NCBI's taxonomy places the organism in Eukaryota, Metazoa, Arthropoda, Malacostraca, Amphipoda, Hyalellidae. Gene Ontology annotation, molecular function: RNA-DNA hybrid ribonuclease activity; nucleic acid binding. The transcript has 2 exons. The coding region runs from base 1 to 1116 and encodes 371 amino acids.
AUGGGAAGUUUACAAGUUGUUUCGAAUAGAGUUGUUUCUAAUGGGAAGUUUGCCAGUUGUCCUUCACGGGAAAGUUGGCCGCUUGUCCCUAAUGAGGCAGAUAAGCUCCUCAUAGAAGUGAACUCUUCCAGCAUCUGUCUGGACCUGCUGAGCUCUGAUGUCAAUUCAAUGCCUCGUGAAAUCACUGAAAAUUGUUUUCAAGACUUUUGGAAGCAGAACUAUCCUCAGCAUGUGCAGAUCUACACUGAUGGAUCACGUUCUGCUACUGGAUCAGUGUCCGCAGGUCUUUACCUGCCAUCUACCAACCUGGCUACUGGGUGGCUGCUGAAUCCAGUGCACACCAUACUGGGUGCUGAAUUAUUUGCUAUACUCAAAGCCAUGCAGCUUGCCAUCACUGAUGAAUCUCUGAAGGAUAAACCAAUUCUGAUCCUGACUGACUCACGAGCAGCACUGCAAAUUCUUUCUUCACUGUCAGUUUGCUCCUAUUGCUCAAUCAUUGCUCAAAUUCAUAAACUGAUGCAAAUCAAGGGGCUCGACAGAGUGAUGAUGUGUUGGGUCCGUGGCCAUAGCAACAUUCGUGGGAAUGAAGUGGCUGACAGAAUAGCAAACCUCGCACAUGCAAAUGAUCGCUCUGCCAGAUCCAGUUUGUGCUUUGAGGAGUGGCUCUGUCUGUUAAAGAACAAAUUCUUGAAAUAUUGGUCACUCUGGUGGUCAGAGGAAGUGCAGUCUUCAGGGAAGGGAACCUUCAGACUGGGCUUGGGAGAGACAGUAAAUUAUGUGGACUAUGGACCGCUACCUCGCUCAGUUGAAUGUGCUGUGGCUCGUCUGCGGCUUGGUCAUGCUGGUGUGAAAGCCCACUUGGCCCGCUUCAAUUUGGUCAAUUCCGGCAUCUGCCCCACAUGCAACACAGAAGACACAAUUGAGCAUUUCAUUUUGCACUGUUCGCUAUACAUCAAUCAGAGGAGGGAGUUUCGCUCAAAUCUGGAGAACCUUUUACUUCCUUGGAACCUCAUCACAGCUCUGGGAGGGGGUGAUAUUCCCCAAAAAAGGAGAACUGCAGUCAUUCAUCGCCUGGGACAAUACCUGCUAAAAUGCAGCAUGAUGAACACCCGAUGA